AUGUCUACCAACUCGAGCAGAAGAAAGGUAGAAGCUUGAUAAGGUCACACUCGAAGCACGGGGGACGUUAAUUAAAAUAGGAAAAAAGCGUCGGGGAAAGGGCGAAAAAAGACAUGGCCCGAUGAACACUUUGCCGAAAAAAUCUCGAAAAUUAUGAAUAUCCAAAAGCUUCAUACAACUUUGGUGUGUGUGAUGAUCGGAAAAAGAAGGGAGUUUUCUAAAAAAAAAGUUUUUUGAGGCUUUCUUUUCAAGCCAAAAGGGAAAUUUAGGAGCCGGCUCAUAAUUAUUGCACUUCUUUGCUCAUGUUAGACAUUAAAAAGACUGAAAAUGGAGUGAGAAGAGAAAUUCAAAAGAAAACUAGUCAUGAUAACUGAAAUUUUCCGAGAAAUUCAAGCCCUACUCUCUAUUGCUCAUCUUAAAGCUUGGGAAACUUCUCCGAUCAUUUUUCAAUGUGAAGCCUCGGAAUUUGAAGAUUUCAAUAGGUUCCAUCAUAACUUUUUUGCUACACCUCUAUUUCUAAUCGAAGUUAGUUCACAGGUUUUCAAACAAAAAACUUCAGACUCGAAAAAACUAUUUCCUUCAUUGCUCAUGUUACAGGAAAUCUCGCACCCGACUUGUCGUGGUUUCUAAUCUUGAGGCUACUGUUUUAAAAUUUAAAAAUAACUCAAUAUACUCACCGAAAUGCUACGAAAUGAAGUUAUUUGUGCCGUUUACUUUCCAGUUUUUCAUUUCCCAGGCGAAAAAAAAAUGCUUAUUGGUUCAUUAGAAAUCUGUACAGCUAUAUAUUUUUUCAUGCUGAAGGUAACUAAUUAGGAAGCUAAAAGGUGUACAUAUACGAUUUAUUUCUAGAAAAGGGACCGAAAACAAGUUUGUGGUCAGUUCGUGGGAAUGCAAAAGUUUUCUCCCAGUCUAUAGGAAGGUGAGACUAGACAGAUAUGAAGCUAUGCUCGAAAAAAGAGAAAAAGUCGGAAUUUGAGGUACGUUUAGAGAAAGCUUCCAGUAGGAUCAAAUCAAAGGAAAAAGGUACAGAUGACUUCAAGAAAUUGGACAAAAAAAAGUGGAAAAUCGAUUUUUUUGAGGGUUUCUGGGUUCCGAUGUGAACUAGAACAUGAAGAAAGGCUCAAAAAUGUUUUUCUUUCAUCGCAGGAAAAAAAAUUCCUUUAUAUGCUUUUCUUUAAAAAACAAAUGACCCAGAUGGUUUUAAGAAGAUUUGUAAGUGAUUAGAAUUAUUUUUUUAAAUUUCCUGAAGUCCUUUGAAUGCGAAUAAAGUUAAUCUGACUUUUAAGAAAACAUCUUAAAAAUCUUUAAAAAGCCGAAAAAUAAACAUCUGAAUUAAUUAUUGAAACUGACGAUUUUUUUAAAUACCUCAAAGCUUUAGGAAUUUUUUUAACGCACUUGGUAAGAGCUUAGUGAGCCAAAAAAAGUUGAAGUUCUGGGUCUUCCAGGGUCUCGAAAAAAAGUUUUUGGACCAGUAAUAACUGUAAAAAGAAAGAGCUAAUGUUACUUUCUUUUGAAAAAUAGGGCUUCAUGGAAGUUUAACCAGGUUCAGGUAAAGUUUAGUCACAUUGCCGAACCCAUGACAAAAAAAUGAGGCCGGUUUUUUAAAAUCUUAGUACGUUUUAAAAAUGAAGGUUUAUAAUAACGUUCAUGAAAAAAAAAAUAAUAAUAACCGAUCUUUUAAAAAAGGAAUUCAUGAAUAAUGCUUUUUUCGAGACCUCGAGCUCUUAAAAACCCUCGAACUUUUAAAAAUGAAAUAAGGACGUUCCAAUGAACCUCGAGAGAUUCUAAGGACGCUCCUGAAAAAUAAUUUCAUUUGUACUUUUUGAGAACAACGAGAUACGCAUUUUUCUGAUGUCCUAGAGUACUUCGGACACGAAAAGAGAAGUUUUCGCUUUUUGAAUUUUCAGCUAAAACUUUGGGCUUUUUUAUAUUAGUUAGAUUUGGAAGUGAUGCUGAUUCCAAAGAACAACCGAAAUGCUCGGGAAGUUUUGUCUGACGCAGUUUCGUCGCGUUUCCGAGUAAAGCCGCUACAUUCCUCAGCUUGCUACAAAUUUAUUUCGAACAAAUGACGUAAGGAGAAGAAAUUUUACCGAUCAAGUGACUUUUUAAAUGUCACCGACAUUGUUAGACAAUCCUUAUGACAAUGGAUUUGCUUGUUUCCAUGGAAAUCUCGUGGAUUAAAUGGCAUAAAAGGCGACAAAUCGGGAGCAAAGGCUGACUAAUUGAAUGCGGGUGGAAUGGAAUCAAAGGUCAGAAAGUUGCGAUUAAUAGAAGUUGUUUUGUUGAGCUUGAGAAACCAGAAAAAAAAGUAGAAAAAGCAGUGAGAAUACAUUCAUUUGUAAUAAACUAUUUAAGGAAAGCAUGGGAAAGUUUGGAAUUUUUUUCUGGGAACUUGGGAAGAAAAAAAGCAUAGAUCGCUCAGUAAUAAAUGAAAUAAAAACCGAAAAAAAUUUUUUUACCACAUUUUGAUUUUCUUCAAGUUAUGAAGUGUAAACAUUUUUUUUAGGAAAAAAACAUUGAUCAAGUUUGAAUAUUUCUUCCAGAAAUAACAUAAGGUAAAAAAAUUACGCAUUUUACUGUGUUUAUGACAUGAUCUUUUUCAAUUUUUGAAGGAAAAAAAUCUUUUUCUGCAGGAAACGCUGUUUAAACAUUGAAACUUUAAAAGAGCUAUGAGGAAUAUGAAUAAUUCAAUGAGCACGCCGGAAAGAGACAGGCAACACAACAACAAUAACAUGAGUAGGUUCUUUUGACGGGACCUCAUUUUGUUUUUGCCAUAGAGCCAAAAAUAACCCUUGAAAAUUACGCUUCCUCCAAGUUUCUGCUUAAAAAAAGCUUCCGAAAAAGCACAAUUUCCACUUGAAGAUCUCAUCUUUAUCCUACUAAAGAUAAAAAUGACCGGAAGCUUCUCUUUUAAGCUGCACGAAAUUCAUCUCAACAAAGGCGCCAAGAAAAUAUAAAGACGUUCUUUCAGAUUGAAUAGUUGUUUUUGCGACCGCUCCUCGGCCUAAAAUUAGAUUAUUUAUUUUCGCAAAAAAAAAGAAUGAAUAUUGUAUUGAGUACGAGAAAAAAAACGCCGUUCUAGACCAAUUUCCUCUUUCUCCUCGCCCCAACUUCAAAACAAUUUUGUCAUUCACUUUUUUUCCAAACAUCACCACCGCCUGAUAUGCUCAGAGAGCACAUGAAACAGGUGCAGUGGAAAUCGCAAUUCUGGUUUUCAAUUAUUGUCUACCGGUAUACCACGAAGGUCAUUUCAUUAUUAAAGGCGCAGGCUUCCUGAGAAAGAUGGUCAUCGCCACGAAGAGUCGCCUCCACACAUCGAUUUCCGUUUUUAGUGGCAGAGAUUUUUUUACUUUUGUUUUUUUAAUCGUUUUUUUAUUUUAUUUUUUUGUUUCGCUGUUUUACUGGUUUAUUGAAAAUGGAGUAAUAUAUUUUAAAAAUCGAAAAAAAUGAAAAUGGCUCACGUUUGGAAUAAAUUUUUUUGCUGGAAAUUUUUCUGUUUUUUUCAUACUUUUGUCUUCUUCAAACUUCUGAAAUUUUUUUUAUCUUGAAAGUAACGAAUGAACUCAAAAAUUAAAAAUAAAUCCUUCCGCUUUUCCAUUUCUUGGCUUCUUUUUUCUCUUUCAACCGAAUAUUUCUGAAUUGUUUUCUGAAAAUUUUUUCUAUAAUUGGUUUUGUUUUACAUUUUUGUUGUACAUUCAUAUUAAUUGAGCUCAUUUUGAAAUGAAUAUAUUCAAAAAUAUUGAAAUUUUAAAGUGUUGUUACUUUUUGCUGUUUUCUAAACUUUCGCUAUUUUUUCCACUGUUUUAAACCUUUUAACCGAAUCUUCACAGUUUUACAUUUCCAGCCAAUGAUUCGGUUCAUACUGAUUCAAAACCGAGCCGGUAAAACGCGCCUAGCCAAAUGGUACAUGCAUUUCGACGACGAUGAGAAACAGGUGAGUAUAUUGAUUAUUUUGAAGUUCGGAGUGUAUAUAUAUUAGGGAAAAAUGAGUUUUUUUUUUCAAAAGGCAAUAAUAAUGCUUCAAUAAUUGUAAAUCUUCUUAUUUUGAGGCUACUUUUACAAGUUUUCGUUUGGAAACAUGCCCCGUUUCUGAGUUGAAGUUUUUCAGAAGCUGAUCGAAGAAGUUCACGCUUGCGUGACGGUCCGUGACGCAAAACACACCAACUUUGUUGAGGUUUUCGAAACAUUUUUGCCUCCGAAAUACAUUUUCUUACAGUUCCGCAACUUCAAAAUCGUUUAUCGACGUUACGCGGGCCUGUAUUUCUGCAUUUGUGUGGAUAUUAUCGAUAAUAACUUGUAUUAUCUCGAGGCGAUACACAAUUUUGUUGAGGUUUAUCAUAAAAUAUGGGUACUUUUAAAUAUUUUGAAAACUUCAGGUCCUCAACGAAUAUUUUCACAAUGUUUGCGAGCUCGACUUGGUCUUCAAUUUCUACAAAGUGAGCCAUCACUAAGAAUAACUGACGAGAUAAACGCGAGCUCGGUGGCGGUACAUUGACUAACUCGCAAAAAUGUCGCUUUUUUCUAGGCGCGAUCCCGCAUUUUUCUCGGCGCCAUCUCGCAUUUAUCUUGCAUUUCGGAAAUUUUCAAAUUGCGAGAGAAAUGCGAGCUCGCGCCUAGAAAAAUGCGAGCUCGCGCCCAGACUAAUGCGAAACCGGCGCGAGAAAAAAAGCGAGAUGUUUGCGAGCUCGUCAAUGUACCGCCAGUGUCUCGCGUUUAUCUCGGCAGUUAUUCUUAGUGAUUUUUUCUGUCUUUUUUAUGAAAUUGAUUGUAAUUUGGAGGUUUAUACCGUUGUGGACGAGAUGUUCCUGGCCGGAGAGAUACGAGAAACGAGCCAGACAAAAGUCCUCAAGCAGCUACUUAUGUUGACGUCUUUAGAGUGA
This is a messenger RNA of Caenorhabditis auriculariae, 4880 nucleotides long. Lineage: Eukaryota; Metazoa; Nematoda; Chromadorea; Rhabditida; Rhabditidae. The record is from the annotation of a GenBank genome assembly.